This is a messenger RNA of Chrysochloris asiatica (Cape golden mole), 1572 nucleotides long. It is a transcript of the gene GLYCTK, whose product is annotated as glycerate kinase. Lineage: Eukaryota; Metazoa; Chordata; Mammalia; Afrosoricida; Chrysochloridae. The transcript has 4 exons. The record is from RefSeq and is a predicted model, not a curated record. Gene Ontology annotation, cellular component: cytoplasm. Bases 1 to 1572 code for a protein of 523 amino acids. Gene Ontology annotation, molecular function: glycerate kinase activity. Gene Ontology annotation, biological process: protein phosphorylation.
AUGGCUGCAGCCCUGCAAAUCCUGCCCUGCCUGCCCAGAGCCCUCUUGCGCCUGCUUCCCCGGCGGGGGCUAGUAACCCAAGUGACCAGUACCAUGGCCCUGCCAGAGCAGGCACGGCGAUUGUUUGAGAGCACUGUGGGUGCUGUACUACCAGGUCCCAUGCUGCAUCGGGUGCUGGCCUUGGACCCCACUGGCAAGUUGCUGAAGGUGCGGGACCGAAGCUUUCAGCUGCGGAACAACCUUUACAUGGUGGGCUUUGGCAAGGCUGUGCUGGGCAUGGCAGCGGCUGCUGAGGAGCUACUGAGCCAGCAUCUCGUGCAGGGCGUAAUCAGCGUGCCCAAGGGGAUCCGUGCUGCUGUGGAACGUGCCGGCAAGCAGGAGAUGCUGCUGAAGCCUCACAGCCGUGUCCAGGUCUUUGAGGGCGCCGAGAAUAACCUGCCAGACCGUGAUGCACUCAGGGCUGCACUGGCCAUCCGGCAGCUGGCUGAGGGGCUCACAGCCGAUGACCUGCUGCUGGUGCUCAUCUCAGGUGGGGGCUCAGCCCUGCUGCCAGCCCCCAUCCCUCCAGUCACACUAGAGGAGAAGCAGAUGCUCACCAAGCUGUUGGCAGCCCGUGGAGCCACCAUCCAGGAACUGAACACUAUCCGGAAGGCCAUGUCCCAGCUGAAGGGUGGGGGGCUGGCUCAGGCCGCCUACCCUGCCCAGGUGGUGAGCCUGAUCCUCUCUGAUGUAGUGGGAGACCCAGUGGAGGUGAUCGCCAGUGGCCCCACUGUGGCCAGUGCCCACAAUGUGCAAGAUUGCUUGCAUAUCCUCAAUCGAUACGGCCUCCGAGCUGCCUUGCCGCGCUCCGUAAAGACUGUGCUGGCUCGGGCCGACUCGGACCCCCACGGGCCUCAUACCUGUGGUCAUGUCCUCAAUGUGAUCAUUGGCUCUAACCUGCUGGCAUUGGCUGAGGCCCAGAGGCAGGCUGAGGCAUUGGGCUUCCGGGCUGUGGUGUUGAGUGCAGCAAUGCAGGGUGACGUGAAAAGUGUGGCCCAGUUCUACGGGCUGCUGGCACGAGUGGUUGGAGCCUGUCUAACCCCCCUCGGAGCUGGGGCUUCUGCAGAGGAGCAUAUAGAAUUGCACAGGCUGGCUGCUGAACUCCAUGUCCCAGACCUGCAGUUGGAGAAGGCUCUGGAGGCUGUGACAGGGGCUCAGGGUCCUGUUUGCCUGAUGGUUGGUGGUGAGCCCACGGUGCAGCUCCAGGGCUCAGGCAGAGGUGGCCGGAACCAGGAGCUGGCCCUGAGAGUUGGAGUAGAGCUAGGACAGCAGCCACUGGGACCUGUUGAAGCUCUGUUUUUGAGUGGUGCCACUGAUGGGCAGGAUGGGCCCACUGAGGCUGCUGGGGCCUGGGUCACAUCGGAACUUGCCAGCCAGGCCGCUGCUGAGGGGCUGGAUGUGACCACCUUUCUAGACCAAAAUGACUCACAUACUUUCUUCUGUCGCCUUCGGGGUGGGGAGCACCUGCUAUACACAGGGCUGACUGGUACUAAUGUCAUGGAUGCCCACCUCCUGCUCCUGAGGCUGCAGUGA